UUUUAUGAACUUUUAGGAAAACAGAGGAAUGUGCGUUUCUGCCGAAGAAGAGUUGUGGAGACGCUUGAGAUAUCCGUGGAAAGAAAAUAGAUCACAUAUGAAAGUGAUGAACUACAAACACCGAGGUUCAGACAAUCUCUGGGUCGCUGAUGAUUGAAAAAUACAAUCUUGUGCAGCUAUACAAUGUUACAGUUUGUCUUAGAGUAAUUUGCAUCCACGGUUGGCCGAAAGAAUGGUUUCAACGAAUGCCGUCUAAUUGUUUGUAAACGGCGAAUGCAAAAGGACGCGACGGCUUCGCUCAGAACGAUGUCCCUUAAUAACGAGAAGGAGGGAGACGUGGGUAAGUUUUCAGCAACAGGCUCAAACGAUGACGGCAAAAAGUCAAAGGGAAUCAGAGAAUGUGUGGUAAAUGACAAGGUGGUCUGCCGUGUUUGCAAACAUUUCUAUCGGGACCCCAAAAUUCUGCCAUGUCUGCACACGUUCUGCGCCGAAUGCAUCCGUCAGCUUGAACCGUUCUCCGUGUCGGGAAUAAACGGCAAAGCGGCUUUAUCGCAGGAGCCGCCGUAUCUCCGCGAUCAGCAUGCGGUCACGAUACUGUGCCCGGAAUGCGAUUCCGAAGUGGACCUACCGCCGACCGGCGUAGACGGGUUAACCCCGGACCACCUGGCGCUGGACGAAGUGUUUUUGGAAACGCUGCUCAGUGAAAACUGCGAGCUCGUCUGCGAUCUGUGCAACGAGGGCGACGCCGAGAAGCGGUGCGCGGUGUGCAGCGUCAACCUCUGCGAGUUCUGCUGCCAGGCUCACAGGAGGCAGAAGAAGACCUCAUCCCAUCCCGUCCAGCGUCUGCAGGACCUGAAGGCGCAGGGCAGGCUCUCCCGGCCCCUGCUGUGCACGCUGCACGCCGGCGAGGAGCUCCGCCUCUUCUGCGACUCCUGUGACCUGGCCCUGUGCAGGGAGUGCGCCGUGGCGGGCCACCGCGACCACCAGUGCGGCUACGCGCACGACGUGGUGCACCGGCACGGCGACCGCAUCCGGCAGCUGCUGCGCGGCGUGCAGCCCCGUCUGGGCCGGCUGGAGGAGGCGCUACGCGCGGUGGAGCGGGCGCAGGGCGCCGUGCAGGCCCGCGCCGACGCCGUGGCGCACGACGUGCAGGCCUUCUGCCGCGGCUACACGCGGGCGCUGGAGGCGCACUGCCAGGUGCUGCUGCGGCGGGUGGAGGCGGUGCGGGCGCAGAGGAGCACGCAGCUGCACCUGCAGAGGGCGCAGCUGGAGCAGGCGCUAACGGACGCGCGCACCGGCGUGGACUUCGCCGAGCGCCUGCUCACCUGCGGCUCCGAGGUGGAGAUCCUGAGCGCCAAGGGGGUGACGGCGCGGCGGCUGGCGCGGCUGGCGGAGGCGGAGUACAACCUCCACCCCGCCGUCGCCAUCGACGACGGCAGCCUCUGUUUCCUGCCCCAGGAGAGUGCCGGGGAGGUGGGGGGGUUCCCCAUGUUUGGCGUGAUCCACGCCAAGACGGUGGACCCCAGCAAGUGUGUCAUCCAAGGGGAAGGCCUGCAGCGGGGGAGAGAGGGCCAGCGGGGGGAGUUCACCCUGGUCUGCAGAGACUCCUCUGGAGAGCCCAUGGGGAAGGGAGGGGAGGCUGUGAUGGUCAGCAUCGUUCAUAAGGACAGGAAAGACUGCACGGUGGACUCGAUGGUGACAGACAAUGGCGACGGAUCUUACAGCGUCUCCUACACCCCCACGGAGCCUGGGCUAUACUCUGUAUGGGUCUGUGUCAAAGCCCAGCACGUCAAGGGGUCACCCUUCAUCCUGACGGUGAGGAGGAAGUUCCGGCGUCACCAAGGAACCUUCCACUGCUGCUCCUUCUGCUCCAGCGGGGGGGUGAAGGAGGCACGCUGCAACUGCGGGGGCACCAUGCCAGGUGGCUACCAGGGCUGCGGUCAUGGGCACAAGGGCCAUCCAGGGAAGCCCCACUGGUCGUGCUGUGGGAGUGUGGUGGAGGGCUCGGAGUGUGUGGCCCUGGGUAUGGGACUGGGCUCUCCUCGCUCCCCCCGCAGCCGGCUCAGGACUGUGGAGCUCUAACAGCCUGCAGGGGGCAGCACACAGCCA
This is a messenger RNA of Megalops cyprinoides (Indo-Pacific tarpon), 2109 nucleotides long. It is a transcript of the gene trim45, whose product is annotated as tripartite motif containing 45. Gene Ontology annotation, cellular component: nucleoplasm; chromatin. Gene Ontology annotation, biological process: positive regulation of DNA-templated transcription. The transcript is spliced from 6 exons. Bases 274 to 2082 code for a protein of 602 amino acids. The record is from RefSeq and is a predicted model, not a curated record. Gene Ontology annotation, molecular function: protein binding; zinc ion binding; ubiquitin-protein transferase activity. NCBI's taxonomy places the organism in Eukaryota, Metazoa, Chordata, Actinopteri, Elopiformes, Megalopidae.